AAAAACAAAAUUAAAUAAAUUACAACAAGAUCUUUUGCAAUAUUAUAAAGAAAUAAUAAAUCAUACAAAUGUCUCAUCACAAUUACGAGAAAUUCAAUUAGCAAUAGAAAGAGAAACAAGAUUAUUUGCUGAACAAAAAGUAACUUUAUUUGAUUUAGUAAAUGAAAAAUAUCAAAAAAAUAUACAACAAGAAAUAAUUAACAAUAUUAAUGAGAAAAUAAAUAAAGAAUCCAAUAUUGUUAAAUUACAAGUCGAUAUAAAAGAUGAGAUUAAUGAUAAUAAUAAUCUUACUUUUCAACAAAAAUGUGAAUUACAUAAUAUACAUAAUGAAAAAAUUAGAAAUUUUCAUAGAAAUACUGAAUUAACAAGAUUUCAAGAAGAAAUAAAAAAUGAAAGUUUUCUUGAUAAAGUUAGACAAGAAUAUUUAAAAGAUGAAAGAACACAAGAUAAAUUAGAUCAAGUAAGAAGAUCACGAUUAGAUUUUCUUAAUAUUAAAAAUGAAAAUCAAAUAUAUAAUUCAUUAUUAAUUGAGAUUCAACAAUCAAAAGAUAUUGAAAGAUUAAAAGAUGAUGAUCAAACAAGAAGACCACUAUUAGAUUCUCUUUAUGAUAGUGAUGGAAAUCAAAGUUAUGAUUUAUUAUUAGAAUUAAUUCAUAAUAAUUUAGUAUUAUUGAAAAAUACAAGAAAACAAAAUUAUAAUGAUGGAUUAUAUAAUAUUUUAAAAUCAGCAAUUGAAAAUGAAAAUAGUAUUGAUAAAUUAAAAACUAUUUGGUUACAAGCUAUUAAUAAAAUAGAAUAUGAAUAUUUGACAAAUGAACGAACUAAAUCAAUACUUCAAGAAUUAUUGAAUAAAAGAAUUCAAUAUUUACAACAAUUAGAAGAAGUACCUAAAUGUCUGCAAACAAAACAUUCUAUUGAAGAAGUUGAAAGUAAUAGUCCAACAACAAAUCCCAAUAAAGCAGACCAAGAAUAUCAAAGAAAAUAUUUUCCUCGUACAAAAACUAAAACAGUAUCUGAAAUUAUUAAAAAAGCUUAUAAUACAAUACGAGAUAAACGAUCAUUAUUAGAUGUGUUAUACUAUAAAUGGUUCUCUGUAGAAAAAAUAGAUGUGAUAGUAAGUAUUAAAGUUAUUAUCGAUCAAUAUAAAAAUUCAUUAGCAAAUAUUCUCGAUAUCACACAAAAAAAUAUUGAUAUUAUACAACAGAGUUUAUCAGAUAUGAUGCUUGAUUAUAAAACUGAAAAUGAAAAAAAGAAUUUUUUAGAUGUUGUAACAGAGGUGUUGAUAAAUGAUGAAGAAAUUGAAUAUAUUAAAGAAGAGAUAAAAAAUAUGUUUAAUUUAUUUGAUUUUAAUUUUUAA
This is a messenger RNA of Cetraspora pellucida, 1357 nucleotides long. NCBI's taxonomy places the organism in Eukaryota, Fungi, Glomeromycota, Glomeromycetes, Diversisporales, Gigasporaceae. The record is from the annotation of a GenBank genome assembly.